UGAAGCCACUCCAUCUAGAAAGAAAAGCAUUACCACCAUUAGACAAUCGUUUCUGUAUCAUGCAAUUUCUGCUAAAUAAAUUUUUGUUAUUUAUUCUCAUAGUUUCCUUGUUACUUAUUCUAAUAGCUUCAAAGAUAUUCAAAGUAGUACCCUGCCAGUAGUGUAAUUUUUGUACUUACAACUCGUGCAAUGAAUGUAGAUAUUAUCGCACGACAUGUGCAAGAAUAUUUAUAAGACUCAACUUAUAAAUAAUUUGUGUGUAAUUAUUACCAAAGUAUUCCCAUCGAACGUAUAUCUCUAUAAAUAGUGUUAAACGUAUAGACAUUCGAGUAAUCUACGGUGUCGACUUAAGCUCAACACGUCUGAAUCUACCAGGAUCUCUUCGCCAAAAAUAUCCAGAACAAUGAACUUCGUAGUGUUCGCGUUUAUCCUGAUCUGUUGCCAUGUCUGGGCAAUUGAAAAUAUUACGAGAAAGAAUAACUUUGGACAAGCCAAUAAACCAUCUGUUACGCACAGUUCAGUUAUUAUGACCAAUUUCCUUGAACGACUUAGGCCCAUUUUACGAACCGGAAACAGUACACUCGGAAUUCCGAUUAUUGAUCCGUUUACUGCAAAAUAUAUGUUUUUCAAUUUUAACGAUACUGGAAAUAUAGAACUCGAAACGCAUUUGUCAAAUGUUAAAGUAGAUGGAUUGUCCUUAUACGAAAUUAUUAACGAUGACUGUAACUUAUUUGAUAUGGAAGCCGAAAUUGAUUUGUGUUGGCAAGUGAUUAAUGUGAAUACAAGUUGUCACAUGAAUGGCAACGCCUUCGGCUACGAUGUUGAUGGAAAUGGAGAUGUAACAAUAGCCAUAAAAAACUACAGAUUUCAAAGUAAAAUUUGUAUGGAACUGUAUCAGGGCCAUAUCCAAAUUAUAUCAAUGUCAACGAAUAUGACUAUGACAGAAUUUGAUUUUCAUGUAACAGGCCUCUUUAAUAAUGAUAAACAAUCUACAGAGUUCAGCAGGACAAUCUCCGAAAUGGUGCCUAAAGUGAUCAAUACUGAUCAAACGUUUGUGGAUAAUAUUAAUAAUUACACCAUGCAGAUUAUAAAUGAAUAUCUGUCCACUACUUCGUUUACGGAUCUAUUAAACUUCAUAGAAUAAGUGUGUACUAUCUUUUUGUCAUGUCCUUGCCACACUAUCGUUCGAUUAGUCAUUUCUAUAAUCAAGAUUCCAAUCAAUUGAACGAUACAUAUGUAUGCACAGAAAAAACGUUAACGGCAAAUUAAAACUAAUAUAUUCUGUUCACAAUCAUUGUUUCAUAUAUAAGC
Messenger RNA from Solenopsis invicta (red fire ant), 1311 nucleotides. RefSeq lists its product as uncharacterized. Bases 404 to 1144 code for a protein of 246 amino acids. The transcript is spliced from 6 exons. The record is from RefSeq and is a predicted model, not a curated record. Lineage: Eukaryota; Metazoa; Arthropoda; Insecta; Hymenoptera; Formicidae.